GGCGGCUGCGAGGCCCCGCCCUGGCAUUUGUCGCCUCCUCGCCGGUCCAAGGCACGCAACCGCGCCGUCACAGAUCUCGAUAACUUUCCUUGGAGUAAACAGCCCUUGUGCAGAUCGCGUCCGGCGUGCCAAGCACGUGUGCAAGUGGCUCCGCUGGUUGGUCCGAGGCGCCUUCCCGAAAGUACACACUUUGACUUAAAAGCGAGCUCAAGAACACUUUCCCUUGACGGUGGUUGUUCCGCGAGGGCGGACUGUCGCAGCGAAAUCGCGCGGGCGGGAGGCAUAGGUUGCAUGCGCUUUGGUCACCAUUCUGCCAUCGCAGCAGAUGAGCUCGGUAGCCGCGGCCGCAGUUGCCGCCGCUGCUGCCGGGGUGUGGCCGCCGGCCUCUGUCGACGACAUGCCGCACAAAGCUUUAGACCAGCAAGCGAAGAACUUGUCUCCAACAGCAUCGCCAGGCUUCAAUGCGCGGUACCCUUGUCAUAGUGGUGUGAACCAGCUAGGGGGUGUUUUUGUCGGCGGCCGACCCUUGCCUGAUUCCACGAGACAGAAAAUCGUCGAGCUUGCCCACUCUGGAGCGCGGCCGUGUGAUAUUUCCAGGAUUCUCCAGGUCUCCAAUGGCUGUGUCUCAAAAAUUUUAGGCCGUUAUUACGAGACUGGUUCAAUUCGGCCACGAGCGAUCGGAGGGUCCAAGCCGCGCGUGGCCACAGCUGAGGUUGUGGCCAAAAUCGCGCAGUACAAACGAGAAUGUCCGUCGAUCUUCGCCUGGGAAAUCAGGGACCGUCUGCUGCAGGACGGCGUUUGCACCAACGAAAACAUCCCCAGCGUCUCGUCAAUCAAUCGUGUGUUAAGAAACUUGGCCGCCCAAAAGGAGCAGCAGCAACAGCACCAACAGCAAAGUCCUGUGCAAGGGGACGCAGCCUAUGAAAAGAUAAGACUCCUAAGUAGUCAGGCAACUGCAGUAAGUUGGCCUCGUCCAACUCAUUGGUACGCACCAGCCACCAGCCCUUUUCCCAGUGGACAUCAAGCUAGUCCGAGUCCUGGCCUCAACGGGGGAUGCACGAUCCUUUCAGAUCACGAUUUAGGACCAAAGAAAGUGACAGAUUUGGAUGCCGUCCCCUCCGACGAGACGAAUUCCGUUGGCGACAACUCGAACUGCGGCGACUCUCCUGUGGGUUGCACUGACGAUGACCAGGCACGUCUGCGGCUCAAGAGGAAAUUGCAGAGGAACAGGACCUCCUUCACUAAUGAGCAGAUUGAGAGUCUGGAGAAAGAAUUUGAGAGAACGCACUAUCCCGACGUUUUCGCCCGCGAAAGGCUGGCUGCCAAAAUCGGUCUUCCCGAGGCUCGAAUACAGCAGGUUUGGUUCAGCAACCGCAGAGCUAAGUGGCGGCGCGAAGAGAAACUCCGCAACCAGCGCAGAGGCGGCGCUGCCCCGCCGCCGGAGCACCCGCCGUCACACCUGCACCAAGGGGGCAGCGGGGGCGCCUCGCCCACCAGGGGUCUCGUCAACGGCACCACCAGUUUCUCCAACAGCCCCAUGUACUCAUCCAUUCCUCCACCACCAUCGAUGACCAUGGCAGAUACUUACAACGGUCCAAUGACUCCAAUGCCGAGCUUCAGUAUGGCCAAUCAAGGGGCCAGCAUGGGCCACGUGCCAUCUGCUUCCUGCCUGCAGCAGCGUGAUCCCACCUACGCUUGCAUGACGCGCUCUUCUCACUACGGAGACCCGCUGGCUCUAGGCCCCUACGGUAGACCCUCUCCCUGCAGCCCCUCUCAAGCUUAUCAGGGCAUGAAUGGCCAAUAUGGCACCAAUGGCUCCUCCUCAACAGGUUUGAUUUCUCCUGGAGUGUCUGUUCCGAUCGCCGUACCUGGCCAGCAUGGUGAACAGUACUCAUGGUCUCGGUUUCCGUGACAGUGGUGGGCCUGAGACUCGCUGUGCCCCAUGGUGGAGCAGAGCGGCGUCCUGAGUGGUGCUGACUCAUCCCCAGGGGCAACUUCCUCGACGAGCAAUCUGGCCAGCAAUGAUGCUAACAGCAACGAACAGCACUACUCGGAAGUACAGCACUGGCAGCCACCCCAGCUUGGCCCCAUAGCGAGCCAUGAGCAGGCGCCCGACCCUGAAACUACCAAUUGAACGGAAGUUUGGACUAUUGAUAGGAUUUUAAAUGAUCAUCAGAAGCACUGUGUUGUAUUGUAUAGUAUUGGAAUUGGGGUUGAGAAAUUUGGACUGAAAACCCCGAUUUGUUUUUGGUUUAUAUCGUACUACUAGGUUAUUUAAGUGCAGGGAAACGUUUUUUUGGGGGCGUUGAGAGAUAUGUCAUGGUUUCAAACAUAUCUUGUAAUUUACGUUAAAUUAUCAGUCAUUGUACAGCAGCAAUUUUACACAUUGAGUUUACUACCAUUUAUAUUUCUAUGUUUCUUACGAAUGUUUUUAAUUAAUUUAUAUGUUUUAAAAUUGGAUCAUAAUUGGACACAGCUGAACUUGAAAGCAAAUUUAAAAAAAAACUCGAAUGAGAAGAAAUAUUGUUUUGAAGAAACGGUCUAAGUUUCUCGACCCUAGUCAUAAAUAUUAUUGCAUAUUAUAUUAUUCGUUUCUUUGUAUAUCAGAAAAAUCAUUGCUCUGUAUAAAGCGCAGUCUCAAAAAAACAGUAGCAAGAAAACUUGGACGAAAUUAGCGCUGGACUGCGGAUUGGUCUCUAUCAUGCUGGCCUGCGAGCAAUAGUGAGAAUUAAAGCAGGCCACAGGCAUUUACUAGCUGUUUGCCAACUGCUUGCAGUGGUGAACUCCGCAGUUCAAGAGUUUCAUAUAAUUUUGGAAAUAAAUUAAACGCAUAGAAUAUAAAAAAUACUUAUUAGCACUAGAGAAAAUGAUUGCAAAAAUCAUACAUACAAAAUGAUCUCUGCGACAAAGUUUUGUGUUAAAAUGCACACUCAGCAUUUUAAGCUGAUAUUAAUUAAUGUUAAGUAAGGUAAGGCGUGAAAAGUGUAAAAUUUAAAUGAUCCAUUGCAUUAUCACUGUAAAAAUUUAAUGCUAUUAACUGGGUAUGACAUCCACUCGACUUUGUAAAUAAGGAAUACAAGUUUCAAAAUAAAGUUCAGUAAAUCUGGUGUAAAAUA
Molecule: messenger RNA, 3116 nt
Organism: Cloeon dipterum
Lineage: Eukaryota; Metazoa; Arthropoda; Insecta; Ephemeroptera; Baetidae
Product: paired box protein Pax-6-like
Exons: 12
Coding region: 326-1912 (528 amino acids)
Biological process (GO): regulation of transcription by RNA polymerase II; anatomical structure development
Molecular function (GO): DNA-binding transcription factor activity, RNA polymerase II-specific; RNA polymerase II cis-regulatory region sequence-specific DNA binding
Source: RefSeq, a predicted model, not a curated record